CGCGUUUGACUCGAUCUUACCUGCGCGAGCUUGACGCGAUUUCGAGCUCUGCAACGAGCCAUCCUCUCCCGCAAUUGACAAUCUUUCCAUCACCUCGGCCUUGUCAAGGCUACAUCGGCAGUCUAGUCUCUUUCAUUUUCUGCCGUAAUCAGAGGCUACUUCAGUCGCAUGAACACAGUCCAGUAUCGUAAAGAUGCCACCGGCAGGAGCGGAGACUAUCCGCAUUCUGGUUGCGACGGAUAACCAUGUCGGCUUCGAAGAGAGAGACCCGAUCCGGAAAGACGAUAGCUGGAAGACAUUCGAGGAGAUAUUAAAUCUGGCAAGAUCGGAAGAUGUCGACAUGGUUUUGCUUGGGGGCGACCUCUUCCACGACAACAAGCCCUCGCGAAAGUCGAUGUAUCAGGUCAUGCGAGCCCUCCGCAAGAACUGCCUUGGCAUGAAACCUUGCGAGCUAGAGUUCUUGAGCGAUGCCCACGAGGUGUUCGAGGGGGCGUUCAACCACGUCAACUACCAGGACCCCGAUAUCAAUAUCUCCAUCCCUGUCUUUUCCAUCCACGGCAACCACGACGACCCGAGCGGUGACGGACAUUUCUGCUCCCUCGAUCUACUACAGGUUGCGGGCCUGGUGAACUACUUUGGCCGGGUUCCGGAGGCAGACAACAUACAGGUCCGGCCCAUUCUACUUCAGAAGGGCAACACAAAGCUUGCCUUGUACGGUCUAAGCAAUGUACGGGACGAGCGCAUGUUUCGUACGUUCAGGGACAAUAAGGUCAAGUGGUUCCGGCCCAACAUCCAGAAAACAGACUUCUUCAACCUCCUGACCGUUCAUCAAAACCACCAUGCCCACACAGCCACCGGAUAUCUCCCGGAGAAUAUGCUUCCAGAUUUCAUGGACCUUAUCGUGUGGGGCCACGAGCAUGAGUGCUUAUUAGACCCUCGCCAGAACCCGGAAACAGGCUUCCACGUCAUGCAGCCCGGAUCAUCUGUUGCUACGUCUCUUGUCCCAGGCGAGGCUGUCCCAAAGCACGUCGCCAUAGUCAGCGUCACCGGCAAGGACUUUGAAGUUGACAAGAUCCCCCUCAAGACUGUACGACCAUUUGUCACCGGCGAGAUAGUCUUGGCAACGGACAAGCGCUUCAAGGGCGUGGACAAGAAGAAGGACAACCGGCAGGAGAUCACCCGCAGGCUAAUGGACAUUGUGGAAGAGAUGAUCGAGCAGGCAAAUGCCGAUUGGUUGUCCAUACAAGAUGAAGGCGAGGAGCAGGAGGAGCAGCCUCUCCCGUUGAUCCGCCUCAAAGUGGAGUAUACUGCACCCGAAGGCGGCAACUACGAUGUUGAGAACCCGCAACGUUUCUCGAAUCGAUUCGUGGGUAAGGUUGCAAAUACGAAUGAUGUGGUCUAUUUCUACCGGAAGAAGACUGGGCAAAAGCGUGACAAAGAAAUCGGGGAACUACCCGAGGGGGCGGCAGAAGCCCUCGAAGCCAUGGAUACUAUCAAGGUCGAGGCUUUGGUCCAGGAAUUCCUGGCAGCCCAGUCACUCAAGAUUUUACCCCAAGCGCCAUUCGGCGAUGCUGUCAACCAGUUCGUGAGUAAAGACGAUAAACACGCGAUGGAGCAAUUCGUCACAGAUUCUCUUGCGGGACAAGUGAAGGACCUCCUUGCCCUGGACGAUGACGAGGACGGGGACCUCGAUAGUCACAUGGAGCGCUACCGGGCGAAGCUGGAAGCCCAGUUCGUCGCGGGGCAGCUGAGGCAGGCACAGAAGCGGAGAUUCAAGCCGAAACCCGACUUCUGGGAUUCUGACCUAGACGGUCACUGGGAGGAUCAACCGGAGGCGAUAGAUAACGAGCCUGAACAGCAAGUCGCCGCUCCAGCAAAGGGUCGCCCUCGUGGCAGAGCGGCAGCGAAGAAGACGGUCCUCGAGGACGACGAGGACGACGUGGUCAUGGACGAUGUGGAGGAGGAGCCAGUCCGGAAUGGCCCCGCGAAGCGAGGGGCUGCGGCACGAACUGCCAAGGCGGCGCCCGCGAAGAAGGCUCCUGCAGCGGCAAAGAAAGCCCCAGCAAGGGGUGGCCGCAAGAAGCCGAACAACCCAUUCCUCGACGAUGAAGAUGACGACGAGGACAUGUUUGUGGAUCAGGAUGAAGAGCCUGAACCGGCACCAACUCGCGCUGCUCCCAAACGAGCACAACCUGCCCGUGCCAGCACGAGGUCGACGAGGCAGACUACGCUGGAUUUCUCCCAGUCCCAAAGGCCGGCAUCGAAGGCAAGUCAGAAGGCUCUAGAGAUUAGUGAUGACGAGAUUUCUGAAGACGACGCGUUUGAGUCCAUGCCAGCGCCUCGGGCACGGCGACGGUAAGCAUGUGAGAUCGCGAAUGGCUUCUUGGUGUUUAAACUGUGGGAAAGAGAUACUUGGUGGCAACUGACCAGUGAGUCUGAGCUAGGGUCCUUGCUAGGGCCACGCUGUACGUACCUAGCUAUCAGGUACGUAGGUGCUACCUACUGUAUGUACUUUUUGCGUCUAGAGAUACAGAUGUUGCUGGCCAUCUAUGGUCUAAUGUCUAAUGACAUAAGAGAGCCCUAAAUGGCAUAUAGUUCUCCAUAAAAGUUUGGAGCUCGUCCAA
Molecule: messenger RNA, 2624 nt
Organism: Phialemonium atrogriseum
Lineage: Eukaryota; Fungi; Ascomycota; Sordariomycetes; Cephalothecales; Cephalothecaceae
Product: DNA repair exonuclease
Exons: 3
Coding region: 194-2359 (721 amino acids)
Biological process (GO): double-strand break repair via nonhomologous end joining; mitotic G2 DNA damage checkpoint signaling; telomere maintenance
Cellular component (GO): site of double-strand break; nucleus; Mre11 complex
Molecular function (GO): manganese ion binding; 3'-5'-DNA exonuclease activity; single-stranded DNA endonuclease activity
Source: RefSeq, a predicted model, not a curated record